Molecule: messenger RNA, 357 nt
Organism: Blumeria graminis f. sp. triticale
Lineage: Eukaryota; Fungi; Ascomycota; Leotiomycetes; Helotiales; Erysiphaceae
Source: the annotation of a GenBank genome assembly
AUGUUGUAUGAGCUAAUUGCAGUAGUUCGGGCAGGAAAUCUAUCUUGGGUCAAGGAGAUAGCUCGUACUGCUGGAUCUCUUGUUGUGAGGAACGGCGGAACAAUUCGUGGGAUUAAAAACUGGGGCGUGUUCAGUUUACCUAGAAAGACUCGCAAGCACCAAUCUAUGUAUACGGAAGGUCAUUAUUUCAUCAUGAGGUACGAUUCCUCUAUCAGAAUACAGGAGGAGAUUCGGAACACAUUAGGUCUGGAUCCCCGAAUGAUCAAAUUCAGCUCAAUUAAAUUGGGGGACGGGACGCUGGAAAAGUCAAGUAAAAUUGGCGGCAUGAUCCCAUGGUUGCAGAGAGAAAAAUUUUAG